AUGGCUGCUGAAAUCCAGAAGAAGACCUGUGGGCAAAUCAUGGAUGAAUGGAAGGAAUGUAUAUGGAACCCCAGGACUCGGGAGUUUAUGGGCCGGACAGGGACCAGCUGGGCGCUGAUCCUGCUGUUUUACAUGGUGUUUUACGCCUUCCUUACGGCGGUCUUCACGCUCAGCAUGUGGGUGAUGCUACAGACAAUUGAUGAAUAUAAUCCCAAAUACUCGGAUAGACUGGCCAAUCCAGGGCUGAUGAUUCGCCCAAAGCUGGACGCCAUGGAGAUCAUGUACAGUAUGAACACACAGAACGCCAGCUGGCAGAAGUAUGUGGACGGCCUGAACUCCGUGCUCCAAGACUAUAACAGGAGCGUGCAGGAGGAGAGGGGCACAGUGUGCACCAGCGGGUCAUACUUCGCACAGGCUGAUACUGGAGAUGUGCGAAACUACCCAAAGAAAGCGUGCCAGUUUCUAAGAGACAGCCUGGGAGAUUGCUCCGGGAAUAAUGACCCAACGUACGGAUAUUCCAGUGGAACGCCAUGUGUACUCAUAAAGAUGAACAAGGUGAUAAAUUUCCUUCCAGUUCCAGUAAAGGAGAACUCUAACAGCUCCGUGACCAUCAGUUGUGCGGGGAAGAAGCUAAAAAGUGCAUUAAAUGAGACGAAUGAUGACUUGGACCUUCUCCUGGGCACCAUGCGCUACUUCCCCAGUCUGAGUGGUAACAAUCUGGGGACCAUCGACCUCAUGUAUUUUCCAUAUUAUGGGAACAGAGCUCAGAAGAACUACACACAACCAUUUGUGGCUGUAAAGUUUCUCAACGCAACUCGUAACGUGGAUCAUAACGUGGAAUGUCGUAUCCGAGCCGCCAAUAUCAACAACCAGUCUGACCGGGACAAGUUCCAAGGGCGAGUGAUCUUCACACUGAGGAUCGACUCCUAG
Messenger RNA from Hyla sarda, 930 nucleotides. RefSeq names its product sodium/potassium-transporting ATPase subunit beta-2-like. Gene Ontology annotation, biological process: intracellular potassium ion homeostasis; sodium ion export across plasma membrane; intracellular sodium ion homeostasis. Bases 1 to 930 code for a protein of 309 amino acids. The transcript has 8 exons. Gene Ontology annotation, cellular component: sodium:potassium-exchanging ATPase complex. Lineage: Eukaryota; Metazoa; Chordata; Amphibia; Anura; Hylidae. Gene Ontology annotation, molecular function: ATPase activator activity. The record is from RefSeq and is a predicted model, not a curated record.